UUGUUCUUAGUUUUCCUCUCCACCAAAAGAUCUCGUACGAGUCAACAAUGGCCAGCCUUCAGAUCUCACUCUAUCUCCUUUCUCUCAUCUUCUUAUCAAAAACCCAUCUCACUUUCUCUCUAGAUCCUCACCGUCCAUUUCUUGCUCAAUCCACCAUAGAUGUCCAUGACCUUCUCCCUCUGUACGGUCUGCCACGUGGCUUAUUACCAGAAAAUGUGAAGUCCUACACUUUAUCACCAACUGGGUCUUUCACAAUCCAAUUAAAAACCCCUUGUUAUGUUCACUUUGAUAGACUUGUUUAUUAUGAUAAAGAAAUUAAAGGGAAGUUAAGUUAUGGUGCUGUUAAUGACGUGUCUGGUAUUCAAGCUAAGAAAUUGUUUCUUUGGGUAUCGGUUAGUGCAAUUGAAGUUAGUAAAGAUGAUGGUAUGAUUGAAUUCUUUGUUGGUCCUUUAUCUGAGAAGUUGCCGGCUGCUCAGUUUAAUGAUAUUCCUGCUUGUAAGAGUAAGGUUGCUUUAAGGACUAAUCUUGAAUCCAUUUGAGGUGUUUUUUCCCCAGUAAUAUUGAAGCUCUCCUUGAUGAUAUAUAUAUUAUAUCUUCUGGGAAUAAAAGAAAAAUUACUGCAUGUGAAUUUCUUUGUACCAUUCAGUGGUUUGUCAAUAGAUGUGAUUGUUUCCAUAACUACCAACUAUUGAUCUAUAAAGAAUAUCAUCUCAGAACUUGUGUGAA
Messenger RNA from Ricinus communis (castor bean), 726 nucleotides. RefSeq lists its product as uncharacterized. The transcript is spliced from 2 exons. The record is from RefSeq and is a predicted model, not a curated record. Lineage: Eukaryota; Viridiplantae; Streptophyta; Magnoliopsida; Malpighiales; Euphorbiaceae. The coding region runs from base 48 to 539 and encodes 163 amino acids.